GUAGCGCACUGAGCCAGCCAAGGAAUUCAACAGGUACUUAUAGACAUUUCUGAGCUCUUUCUUUCUCUUUCUUCCCGCGUGGAUGUACCGACUGCCUGCACUCAUUGUGUGUGAUGGAUGGAAUUAAAGGCUCCCUGGGUUGGAAAACGGCCACUCUGCAAUAAUCGCAAGGCGUUCUGUCAUCUGGAAUAUUGCACCUGGGAAAUAUUCUAAUCCAUUUCGCGAAAUUUAAAGAUAUCAAAAAGUAGUCUUUAUUCAGCAGCGGUAUUCUUCCCACCAUGAAGAGGUCUAUUCCUUGCUCGGGCUUGGUUGGAGCAGCAAGCUUGUUCCUGUGUUUGACCCAGACCGUCCUGGCAAUGGUCCUCACCAACUCCACACAACUCGAGUCCAUCCUGGACAAGUACAGGGACAAGGAUGAGGAAUGGUGGAAGGCCAGGUCUAGAGGGAAAAGGGCCAUCAGCGAGGGAGACAUGCACCUUAUCCUGGACUUGCACAACAAGCUGCGGGGUCAGGUCCACCCUCCUGCCUCCAACAUGGAGUACAUGAUAUGGGAUUAUGAGUUAGAGAGGAGCGCAGAGCACUGGGCACAUACCUGCCGAUGGGAACAUGGACCGAGCCACAUGUUGACGCAAAUAGGCCAAAACCUUGGAGCGCACUGGGGCAGGGACCGUCCCCCUACCUACCAUGUGCAGGCCUGGUAUGAUGAGGUGAGGCACUACAGUUAUCCCUACGCCCAGGAGUGUAACCCACACUGCCCACUCAGAUGCUCAGGACCUGUUUGUACUCACUACACUCAGUUGGUGUGGGCGACUAGCAAUCGUAUCGGCUGUGCCAUCAAUGUGUGUUACAACAUGAACGUGUGGGGAAUGAUCUGGGCUAAAGCGGUCUAUCUGGUCUGCAACUACUCUCCACCAGGCAACUGGUGGGGUCAUGCUCCGUACAAAUAUGGAUCUCCCUGUUCUGCCUGUCCAGCUAGCUAUGCUGGAGGCUGCAGGGACAAUCUCUGCUACAAAGAUGGGGGUGUUGACAGGCGUCCAGCUCCUGAGAUUGAGGAGACCAACUACAUUGAACCUGAACCAGAACCAGUGAGAGACAUGGAGCCCCAACCCAGGGCCCACACACCAGAUCCCUCGCCCAACGACAACUUGGAGAGAAACCAGGUUGUCAGCACAGAGCAGAUGUGUAAGGAGGUCGACUGUGAGACUAAACUGAGAGACCGGUGCAAGGGAACGACCUGUAACAGAUAUGAGUGUCCACCAGGCUGCCUCGACAGCCCUGGAAAAGUAGUUGGGACUGGAUAUUAUGACAUGCAAUCCAGUGUGUGUGGAGCUGGGUUACACUCUGGUGUUAUAGACAAUGAUGGAGGAUGGCUGGAUGUGACCAGACUGGGCAGAAAACAGCUAUUCAGCAAGUCAGACAAGAAUAGUAUUCAAUCAAUUGGGAAAAACAGAAGUGCAAAUUCCUUCAAAGUUGAGUCGGUUCCUGUCAAGGCACUAACAUGUGACACCACCGUUGCAGUUUUCUGCCCUUACAAGAAACCUGUACGACACUGUGCCAGGUUGUAUUGUCCCAGGAACUGUGUGCGUGACAGUCAAGCCCGAGUCAUCGGGACAAAAUACUACUCAGAUAAAUCCAGUAUCUGCCGAGCAGCCAUUCAUGCUGGAGUUAUCCAGAAUGAGUCAGGGGGGUACCUCGAUGUGAUGCCUGUGGACAAAAGGAAGCAGUACAGUAGCAGUUACCAGAAUGGCAUCUCCUCAGAGAGCUUACUGAACCCGUCAGGUGGAAAAGCCUUCAGAGUGUUUGCAGUCAUCUGAAAAACCACUCUCAAAGGAUAGAGUACCAUCGGCCAUGGCCACUUCACAUCCAGCAAACCCACUCAUUAUCAUCUUGCAACUUGUAAUUAUAUUCAUUCCUACAGUAAAUAAUUCAGCUUUUCUACGUCUGACACUAAAAGUGUAGCACGACUUUACUCAAGGCUUCUGCUCUACGUUUGGUCCAGAGUGGACCAGCGUCCAAUAGUAUCUUAGCAAAGGAUGUUUAGUGAAAGACGUCUACAUCUCUGUAAUAAUCACAUUGGGCAUCAUGCUGACAUGAUAUCAUGACUUCAUAUUGUUUAUCACUUAAAGUUAAAUAUACACCACCAGAUUUAAUGGCUCCCACAUUUUCAGUUAAAAAAGUUCAAAUAUAACAUCAGAGGUUUUACCAAAGUAAUUUUAGAUGUAGUAUGCCUCAGAUCUAUGACAACAUACACCAGGUUAAUAAUGGGGCAGUCAGAUAAAGAGAGAAUUAGAAUGAUGUUUAGUAACACCAAUCCUGAAAUUAAAUCCCCGGGUAUUUCAUGCCCAUAAAACUUGAGUUGUAUUGUAUGGAGGACUAAACCAGACAAAUUAUUACUUCAACAGGAUUAUUUAAAUGUUUGUGACCUGAUUCUUCAGUAUGUAAAACACUUUACUUUCCCUCCAGUAUACAAACUAAGAAGGCUUCAAACUUUGUUAUAUUCCUGGUGACAAUCUAUGUUAUGACAUCUGUUUAUACAAUUUAUCACUACAUUGAUGUUACAGUUUUCCAUAUAAUUGUUCCGGGUUUUAAAACUAUGAUUUCUACAUACACUUUACAAUGAUACGAACUCUUACAAUAAUAUAACAGCAAUAAUACUGCAACCACCACUGCAAUUAGCAUGUAUUGGCAUGAAUUGUAUCCUAACUUCUACUGUAGAAAACAUCUAUAUGCCUAAUCCUAUUGCCAGACAAGAAAUUGCAAUUGGAUGAUUCUGCAAAAACCUGGAUUAUGUUCACUGAGAACAUUGUUGAAAGUUGAACUCCAUUAUAGUUAAGGAAAAGAAAAGAUCAUGCUUAUGGUAAAUUAAAUCUGGGUAAGUUUUGGUUAUAUGUGUCCUUAUUUCAACCUUUGCAUAAUGAAGAUAGAAUUUAUUAGAUCAUACUUUUAUUGAACUAUUAAAUAUUAGCUAUCGUAAAUCCGGCCAUGUGCAUGAGGAAAAUUAUUUUUCAAAUGUAGCCUAUAUAAUUCCUAUUAAGUCUGGUCUGGGCCUCCAUAGUAUAGCAACAAGACAGGCAGUAAAAUACACAUUGUAUAUAUUUGUACAUAAUAAUGUUGUAAAUAAUAUUGAUCACUUUGUUAUGAAAUGCUUGCUCCUGUUGCCUUUUUCAUUAACAUUUCUAACACAUUGCCAGCCAUACAAAGAGCAAUACAAGCAAUAAGCAGUAGAUGCUGAAAUAGAUUCUGCAUGCAAAACAUAUAUUUGUCACUCAAGCUUUUAUUUUUUAUAAUGGACAAACAAUCAUUCUAGUAUAUUCAUAUGUUUGUAAAUAUUGUGUAUGUAACAUAUUGUUUUAUUUUAGGCUGCAUUUCCCAGCUUUUGUUUAUAGAUUUAUAUAAAUGGAUCCUGGCUGGCCAGGAAUGUGCAUGGCAGAAUCACAAUUAAAAUACUUUGAGAUUCAA
Cottoperca gobio is the source of this 3459-nucleotide messenger RNA. RefSeq names its product cysteine-rich secretory protein LCCL domain-containing 1-like. The transcript has 15 exons. The record is from RefSeq and is a predicted model, not a curated record. Bases 279 to 1814 code for a protein of 511 amino acids. Gene Ontology annotation, cellular component: extracellular region. NCBI's taxonomy places the organism in Eukaryota, Metazoa, Chordata, Actinopteri, Perciformes, Bovichtidae.